CCGUUAGUUUUUAUUUCCACAUUGAUUUAAGUACUUAAUAUUGUAAUGAAUUAGCUUGGCAGGAAUAGUGAAACAAAAUUAAAUGUUAACACAAAAAUGUAACGAAUAAAGUUAAAUGUGAGUUCAUGAGGUACUAGUAAAUGGAAUUAAAUAAUAUCGUAUGCACGAAAUAAAAAAUUCGGAAGCAUUUUCUUGCAUAAUAUACUUUGUGCAAAUAGAUUCUUAAAUGUUUGGAUACUGUAUAAUUGGGAUUGCGAUAGCGGAUACUGGUGUAAUUGCUUCAAUUAAAGAUGACGUCAACAGACCAACAAUUAGCCAAUCGUGAAGUAGCAUCUGGCGCGUCAAAUACAGCUGAUGGUUUCACUGAUCGCGAGGAUGUUGGCACGCGGAAAUCAGCAGAUAUUCUCUAUGAUGAUACUGAAAAUGGCGGGAGGGGACUUUCUCAAACCCCAAACAACGCAGACACGGACGGAUACACGAAUCAGAUUGGUUCACCUGGGAAUGAUCCGGGUAGACAGAGUGGUGGUAACGUAGGAACGCUUACAGUAUCGACUGCUAUACGACAGUCCCCGGAUGGUCGUGCAGGGACGACAACUCCAUUACCGGAUAUUUCUACAAAGAAAGAGGUGCCACUAGAUGGCGCUGAAUCAAGUGAUGAAGACGAUGGAGGAUGGAGGGGCAAGGGAGGCGGACGAAGUGGUGCCGAACAAUCCCUCACAUCACGUCGGCCACAGAGAGCGAUACUUCAGGGCACGCCCCGCACUAACAGCAGAAAUAUAAAGACACUACCAGAGCCCAUGUCUAAUAACCUCGUUCUGAGAAACGGCAGGAUCCCUGCUGCUAGGCAACAGUCAACGCUUUUCAAGGAAAUAAGAACACCGAGAGGGUCUUCUACCAGAGGUUCAAGAAGACUUCCGGUAAUAUCACGAAAAGGAAAGCCCGGAUCGUCUAAACCUCUUGUGCAGACGACUUUCAAAGCUGAAGAAUUAGUCAAAAAGCCUGGCGCUAAUAUCAAGAAACCAAAGCAAAAGCUCUCAAAGUCUGAAACUAAUUACAUCAGGCUCGCCAAAAUGAUUGUUAAAGUGGGCUCGGACUUGUUAAGGUUGGCGUUUUACAACCAUCUAGAAAAACAGCAGCCGCCUAAGAAACUUCAUCAGUUCCUAGCAGCUAACCGGAGAAGACUGAAAAGUUUUGCAUCAUCAUAUAAACUAAUCACAAGAAGAUGGGAUAUAAUGUAUCCGGACGAUGACGAAACGAAGGCAAAUUUGGAGGAAUUAGACUCAGCCUUGGUGUUCUGGUUCCUUCGUUUUAUAUGCGUUCUCAAGCGCCCGAAUGAUUUCAUAUGGAAACGGAAACCACUCUCAACUGAUCUCAGCGAAACAGCAGAUAUCGCGAGAUUACGAGACUAUCGCAACUUUCUCAUCAACCUGUCGUCGCCGGCGCUUUAUGACGACGAAUAUGACCGCAAAGUUAGAGAAUUAAAAGAGGUCACGCUAAGAAUAUGUGGGGAGCGCCAGGGAGAGGAAAUGGUUGCAAUAAUAGAUGACAUGAAAGUGGGUGUGGUCAGAUAUUCUGAGAGGGAGCAGUACUUGGAUAUGCUUACACAGUGGGCAGAGGAGACCGGGGAUAGUCAGAUAGCCCCUGCAAAACAGUCCGGUGAAUCUUUAAAGCAGAGAAAAGAAAUGACAAGAAGAUUUCUGCAAACUCACAGAAUUCCUUCAAUCUUUGUGAGAACAAAGAUAUAUCUGAAAGCUCAAGAGAAGCUCAUGAAAAAUGGAUUCGUCAUCCUUAAAGGAAAUAUAGGCGAUGGGAAAACGACGACGGCUAUUGGUAUGAUGGUUUCAAACUUUGACGAAGACGAUUGCUUGCUGAUUACAAACCCGGAUCAAUGGCAGUACGUUGAACCAAGGACUGUUAGCGCUUUAUUAUUGGAUGAUAUUUUUGGCAGCGGUGCUUUAGAUGAGAAAUUACUGAGUGAAUGGGAGUCAAUGUUUGACCAGAUCUAUGAGAACUGUAUGGAUACAAACGAACGAACUGGCGUGCGCGUCAUCAUCACAAUACGUCACAACAUCCUGGAUCAAUGUUACUCGAAGCUGAGUAAAUACAAAUUGUUUGCUAAGGAUAAAAUUGUGGACUGCAGUUCUGUUGAACUUUUAAUGACCGAGAAGCGAAACAUUUGCGGCAAACAUUUGAUGGCAGAAGACAAAGUACAAAUGGUGUCAAAGUCAGAGAUAGACAAAGGCGCUAAAAAUCACGAUUCCAAACUCGGUUAUCCUCAGUGCUGUGCUCUUUUCGUGAAAAAGGACACCUUCCUCAUAAUAGGAUCCCAGUUUUUCGAACGACCAAUAGAAUUGCUGUUUGAUCAACUUGACAAGUUAUACGAUGGGGACAAAUAUGGCUAUCUCGCACUGGUCGUUCUGCUGUUCCAGAAAGACGGAAUACUGUUCCAGUCCCAGUUACAAAAUUUUACCGAUGGACCCUUCAAAACAAAGGUUUUAGACCUGGCCUUUCUGAUAAGAGUUCCUAUAUCAGAUCACCUGAAUAAGUUUACUCUUAACGCAUUAGAAAAUCAGGUACGACCGUAUAUAAACUUUUAUAAUGACCGGAAGUGUUACACGUUUUCACACGAGAGCAUCAUGGAAGCUGUCAUGGCCUCGUUUGGAGAGAGACAUCCGCAGGAAGUACUUGAAGGAUGUACCUUACCAUUUUUGAUGGAUUUUGUUGCCACGGAUGAGAACGUUGAGGAACGUCCAGACGAGAUCUUCAUGAUGAGAGUUAAGAAAGAAAACUUCCUAGUGUUAGCAAAGGUUUUUGAGCAUUACAUUACAAGUGGUGAAGUUAAGAAGAUAUCCCAGCAUAGAGUUAUGAAGGAUCUGAGAUUCAUUCAGUUCUUUUUCAAUUAUAUCCAACAAAAAGACGAUUGUGAGAAGUUGAUUUUAAGUGAAGACAGGACUAUGCUGGAGGGAAAAGGCUCUCGCAGACAUGUUGGAUUAUUGUUUGGUGCAAUAGACCAAGAGGUUCCGAAUGUAGAGCUUGUGGCGACCAUAUUAGCAACAGACGUGCAUGCACAGAAACCAAUUAAGAAGAAAUGGUGUGAAGACGAGUUGAAGGCGGCAAUAUGUAUGGCAGUUAAACGUGGAAGUUUUGACAUUUACAAACAGCUUAUCAAGACAGGUAUAGAACCGCCGGAUGAACUGAUGGAGGAGGAAGAGUAUAUAACCUCAGUUGACGUCAUGCGAGAUCUUCUUAAUAGGCGGCAAUGGAGCAAUGAACAGAAGGACAUGGCAUUGGUUCGAGCUAGUAGAGGCAUCCGGACAGAAACUCAGGAGAUUGUAACAUUAUUACUGCAGGACAAUGUGGCUGUAAACUCAAUCAGGGCUGGCACAACACCAUUGUGUGAGGCCGUGAAAGCAGGUAAAUUGAAGACAGUCAUGCUUUUGUUGACAAGUGGUGCGAGCGUUAAUGACAGGGACGCAACACAACAGACGCCCCUUCAUCAUGCCUGUGACUGGAACAAUAUAGAGGUCGUCAAAAUAUUGCUCAAAAGACAAGCUGACGUCAAUGCUAAAGACACGUUAGGUUUCACACCACUACUCAUUGCAGCGGGCUGGGGAAGGGAGACAAUUAUUGAUUUACUGCUGGCAAAGAAGGUGGAUCCGCUAGCCAUGGACGAUCAAGAAAAUAACGUUCUUCACAUAUGUGCAGCAAAUGGAAAAGCAAACAUCAUAAGUAAACUUUUAACAGCGUUUCCGAAGGAGAUGCAUUCUAUUCUUAUAGCACGGAACAGACAUGGCUGGACCCCUCUAGAUUUUGCCCUACGAUGUGGUCACCUAAAUGCUACAAAGUUACUUAUCCAAACAGUGUUACAAGUGAAGCCAACCAUCUUGAAAACCCAACAGAGAACCUUCGUUCACACUCGUUUCUUUGUUGUAAAACUUGAUGAUUUUAACGUGGACGAAAAAUAUCAGUACCGGUUUCUGAAAGAAGGAACGGGUAAAACCUGUUUUCAGAUGCCGCGAUGUAACUGGUUCAUUCAAGCCGGAAACCGGGACGAGUAUGAGGAAGUUAGACUAUUUUCAAUGAAAUAUGAAAAUAAACUUAGACAAUACCUUGCUAAGAAUUAAGUAAAUGCUGAGCGUAUGUAGAACAAGCAAGAGGACUGGUGGUGUUGGGUUGAUUGUUCCAAACGUAAAUUUGACCA
Molecule: messenger RNA, 4201 nt
Organism: Ruditapes philippinarum (Manila clam)
Lineage: Eukaryota; Metazoa; Mollusca; Bivalvia; Venerida; Veneridae
Exons: 21
Coding region: 291-4124 (1277 amino acids)
Biological process (GO): positive regulation of transcription by RNA polymerase II
Cellular component (GO): nucleus
Molecular function (GO): protein binding; transcription cis-regulatory region binding
Source: RefSeq, a predicted model, not a curated record